Molecule: messenger RNA, 1518 nt
Organism: Ailuropoda melanoleuca (giant panda)
Lineage: Eukaryota; Metazoa; Chordata; Mammalia; Carnivora; Ursidae
Product: T-cell receptor alpha chain C region
Exons: 9
Coding region: 24-977 (317 amino acids)
Biological process (GO): response to bacterium
Molecular function (GO): peptide antigen binding
Source: RefSeq, a predicted model, not a curated record
UGUGGUGUCUCCCAACCCGGGAGAUGGGUUGCUUUCUGCACAGGCUCACUAGUCGCUUACAGAAGCUCCCUCUUGCUGCCCGCGAGUACGCCGGUGGCAGGCCGCAGGGUGCGAUGAUGUGUGGGUUUCUUCAUGGUAAGAAAGAAGAACAUUAUUUAGGUGACACUGCAGAGAUGAAGUGUUCUCCAGGCUUCCUGACUGUGAUACUCUUAAUGCUUGGACAAACCCAUGGAGACUCAGUGACCCAGACGGAAGGCCAAGUGACCCUCUUAGAAGAGGCUUCUUUGACUAUGAACUGUACUUAUUCAACAAUAGGGUCCCCCACUCUUUUCUGGUAUGUCCAGUAUCCUGGUGAAGGUCUAAAGCUCCUCCUGAAAUCCUCGAGGGACCAGGAGAAGAAAAGCAACAACGGUUUUGAAGCCACCUUGGACAGCAAAUCCAAAUCCUUCCACCUGGAGAAAGGCUCAGUGCAAGGGUCAGAUGCAGCUAUGUAUUACUGUGCCAUGAGUGAUACAGGCUCGGGGAAGGUGCUGCAUUUUGGGCCCGGCACUCAAGUGAUUGUCACACCACAUAUCACGGACCCUGAUCCCGCCGUGUACCAACUGAAAAGCCCUAAAUCCAGUAAGACGUCUGUCUGCCUGUUCACCGAUUUUGAUUCUGAAAAAAAAAUGCCACAAUCCCAGGAGGGCACAGUAAUCAUGUCGAAUGGAACUGUGCUGGACAUGAGGGUGAUGGAUUCCAAGAGCAACGGGGUCCUGGCCUGGAGCAACAGCACGGAUUUUAAAUGCAACAGUACCUUCAACGAGAAAUUCUACUCCAGCUCAGACUUUUCCUGUAAUGCCACUUUGAUAGAGAAAAGCUUUGAAACAGAUAUGAACCUAAACGCCCACAACCUGCUAGUGAUGGGGCUGCGCGUCCUCCUCCUGAAAGUGGCCGGGUUUAACCUGUUCGUGACGCUGCGCCUGUGGUCCCGAUGAGGUCACCAGGACCGUGAGCAAGCCUGGCACUCCCUCGCUCCCGCCGCCCCGCCGCCCCACCGUGCCUCUUCCCCUCUUCAAGCAGAGGCACACUCUCAGCCCCCGUGGAGGAGAAGGCUCCCUCGGCCUCUCGGCCUCUCGGGCCCCACUGGCAACGGACACCAACCCACCAACCGGAUGCCACCAGAUAUUCGUUAUCAAGAUCUGAAGAGCCGCCAAACACUGUCUCCACCGCCUCGGUCCCUCACUGCCGGCACUCCCAGCAAAGGCAGGGGGCUGCUGGACGCCCUGCCCCUCCCCUGAGAUUGCCUCUUGCGCCUCCCCCCAUGAGGGAUCCCCAGUGGGUCUUCCUGGGCUCUGGCUCCUGGAGAACGUUGUGAAGAGUUUAUAUUUUUUAAGUAGUGUUCAUACAGGCAUAUGUACCACCCUUCCCCCCAAGAUGUGGGCAAAUGAUUACGGAGGCCCCGCUAUGCUGUGUAUCUGAGCCCCGUUGUGUAUUCUGCUACCCGUGGCUUCAUUAAAGGCAAUUUGGAAGAGCCGG